Molecule: messenger RNA, 488 nt
Organism: Haliotis rufescens (red abalone)
Lineage: Eukaryota; Metazoa; Mollusca; Gastropoda; Lepetellida; Haliotidae
Exons: 2
Coding region: 76-474 (132 amino acids)
Source: RefSeq, a predicted model, not a curated record
GUGUGAAGAAUAUCUUUAGGCUGAUCUGAGGCAGGAAGCCGGCAGACUCCUACAACAAUCUCUGUCUACAAAUACAUGGGCCACUUACCAAACAGGCAUCAAUGCCUUGCACCAGCUCCGGUCCACACACCAGCUACAAGAGUUUGGAUGGUGGGAUCCAGCUACAUGGCCAGGGCACGGCAGUACUUGCUCCUGAAGGGCACCAGUCCGAACCAACCGAGGAUGCUAUGGCUGGCACGAGGGGGGAUGAGGUGGAAGGAGCUGGACACCAUUCUGGAUGCACAGGUCAAGGCGACACAGCGCAGCCCCAGAGCCCUCAUCAUUCACCUGGGUUCCAACGACCUGUGCUCGGUCAAGGGCAGCCAACUCUACCUUGACAUGGUGGCAUCAAUCCUUCGGAUACAACUCCAGCUUCCUGACACCAAGAUCAUCGGGGAAAGACUUUCGUUUUCUUCUGGUUUUUGUUGUUGUUAAUGACUGCUAACAAG